UGUACAGCUUUUGAACGAAAAUGGAAAAAAUACAUUGUGGAUUUUACGGUUCGAUUUUAUUCUUCAUUAUUUUACUGCAUUUCACAAAUGGCGAGCUGGACUACUCGAUUCAGGAGGAGGUUAAGCAUGGAUCUAUAAUCGGAAAUGUUGUAAAGGAUCUUGGGAUUGAUGUGGGUAGAAUGAUCGCUCGAAAAGCUCGCAUUCAGACAGAACGAAAUAGCAGAGGGUACUGUGAAAUGAAUCUUCGUACUGGAGACCUGACUGUCGCGAAGAGAAUAGACAGAGAAGAGCUCUGUGGAGAAAAGGCUUCGUGUGUUCUCAAAUUUGACCUUUUAUUGGAAUCACCUUUAGAAUUGCAUCGCAUAUCACUGAAAAUCGACGACAUCAACGAUAACAUACCACUGUUCCCGAAGGAUACAAUUAAACUGGAAAUUACAGAAUCGGCUGACAAAGGAGCUCGCUACCGCGUCAACGCGGCCCAUGAUGCAGAUAUCGGCCAGAACGGCGUUCAAAGCUAUAUUCUUAGGGAAAAUAAACAUUUUAUUUCAAAUACUCAAACCACAAGUGCUGGAAUAAAGUACGCUGAAUUGGUUUUAAAUCAAGAAUUAGACAGAGAAGAACAACAGGACAUGAAAUUAUUGUUAACGGCUCUGGACGGUGGAUCUCCUCAGAGAUCAGGUACUCUAACCAUAGACGUCACUGUGUUGGACGCUAAUGAUAACGCCCCAGUGUUUAGUCAGGCCGUGUAUGAGGCCAGCCUGCCUGAAAACUCUCCGUUGAAAACCCACGUGAUCACUGUUUGUGCUAGUGACGCAGACGAGGGCGUUAAUGGAGAGGUUACAUAUGAAUUUAACAAAAUGUCCGAUAAGUCACGAAAGCUAUUUUCACUUGAUCAGAAAACAGGUGACGUUACUGUUAUAGGUGACAUUGACUUUGAAGAAGGAUCGAAAUAUGAAAUAUAUCUGGAAGCAAAAGAUGGUUAUGGUCUCUCUACAGACACUAAAGUCGUUAUAAGUAUAACUGACAACAAUGACAACGUACCAAUCAUAUCUCUACAAUCGUUGACGAAUCCAGUGCCUGAGGAUGUUUCACCUGGUACAGAGGUUGGAAUAAUUAACGUGGAGGAUAUAGAUUCGGAUCAAAACCAACAGUUCCGCUGCUUCAUUCAGCAAAAUAUUCCCUUUAAACUAAUUCCCUCUAUAAAAAAAUAUUAUUCACUGGUGACCACGGAUAAGCUAGACCGCGAAUUAAUGCCUCAUUAUAAUAUUACAAUUACUGCUAUCGACGAGGGCUCUCCACCUCUUUCCUCGUUCAAAACCAUUCAAGUCUCUAUCUCUGACGUCAACGACAACCCACCUGUGUUUGAGGAACAGUCGUAUAGCAGCUAUGUCCCUGAGAACAACAAACCGGGCCACAGCCUGUGUUCUGUUAAGGCCCAUGACCCAGACUGGAGACAAAACGGUACAGUGAUCUAUUCUCUUUUACCUGGUGAAGUAAACGGUGCUCCAGUCUCCUCUUAUUUAUCUGUUAACGGAGACACCGGAGUGAUCCAAAGUAUCAGGUUGUUUGAUUAUGAACAGUUUAGGAGCUUUAAAGUCUAUGUUAUGGCACGAGACAACGGUUCUCCUCCACUCAGCAGCAACGUGACUGUGAGUGUCUUCAUAACGGAUGUAAACGACAACACUCCUCAGAUACUUUACCCCGCCCCAGAGGGAAACUCUUUCAUGACUGAACUGGUACCCAAAGAUGCACAAGGAGGUACUCUUGUUUCCAAGGUGAUAGCAGUUGAUGGGGACUCUGGACAGAACGCCUGGCUGUCCUAUCAGAUCAUUAAGUCCACUGAUCCUGGACUUUUCAAAAUCGAUCUGCACAGUGGGGAGAUAAGGACCCAGAGAGAUAUUUCUGAUUCUGACAACAUGAAACAGAACAUUGUAGUCGCUGUAAAGGAUAACGGACAGCCCUCCCUCUCUGCUACAUGUUCCAUGUUUUUACUGAUUUCUGAUAACUUGGCUGAAGUUCCAGAACUGAAGGACAUGGCUUAUGAAGAUAGCAGUUCUAAAUUAACAUCUUAUCUGAUCAUCGCGCUGGUAUCCGUAUCCACCUUUUUCCUGACUUUCAUUAUUAUCAUUCUGGGAUUGAGGUUUUGUCGGAGGAGAAAGCCCAGACUGUUAUUUGAUGGAGCGGUUGCUAUUCCCAGCUCUUAUCUCCCUCCAAACUACACAGAUGUGGACGGCACUGGAACUUUACGCAGCACAUAUAAUUAUGAUGCGUAUUUAACCACUGGAUCUAGAACAAGUGACUUUAAAUUUGUCACGACUUACAAUGACAACACACUGCCUGUAGACCAGACCCUGAGAAAAAAUGCAACAGACUUUGAAGAAGUGUUUGGAAACCUUGAUGUAUCCCCUGAGGUAGGCAUUUUAGCUGAACAAAUUGUUAUUAAACACUUAUGUUUCAAUUAGGAAGUUUAUUGUCAGUCUAUCGUAUUUAAUACAUUGUACUUCAUCUUAGGUCCAUCUGAAUUUUUUUUCAGUACACACUGCUUGAUGUUUCAAAAUGGCUUCUACACAUGUCUGUUAAAUCUUUACCCUCAUUGUGUUCUGUUUGUCAGCCCCUGUUGCACCAGUUUGAGCCUCACAUAAUGAGUUGUGCAUAAUCAUCAAAGCUGCACCAAUUGAAAAGCUCUGGUAAACUCUGAUAAUGUUAUAAGGAUGUUAAAAAUAAAGUACUGAAUGUAUUGCAAUCAAUCAUAAAGUUUAUAUUAUAAUGAAUAAUCAGAAUAUUGUCCUUACAAUACCAAUUAUAACUUAAUAUUUAAAUUAAAUGCAGUGUACCUCGGUUAUGAGUAUCAUAUCAUUUAAUAUUUAGAAAUACCUUUUCAAUGUGGACUUCACUAAGCAAAAUUCUGAAAAAGCAGGUCAACAGAUUGACAGAUUAUGUUAUUCUUCAUUUCAUACACCUCAUUGAGGUCGUCUAUUGAAGAGGUUUCCUGUUCAGGAUGUUAACAGUUGAUAGAUGUGGAUCUUUACUUACCAAUUGUGUGUGUGUGUGUGCCUGUGUGUG
Molecule: messenger RNA, 3063 nt
Organism: Gadus morhua (Atlantic cod)
Lineage: Eukaryota; Metazoa; Chordata; Actinopteri; Gadiformes; Gadidae
Product: protocadherin beta-15-like
Exons: 1
Coding region: 21-2462 (813 amino acids)
Biological process (GO): homophilic cell-cell adhesion
Cellular component (GO): plasma membrane
Molecular function (GO): calcium ion binding
Source: RefSeq, a predicted model, not a curated record